Molecule: messenger RNA, 1707 nt
Organism: Ceratosolen solmsi marchali
Lineage: Eukaryota; Metazoa; Arthropoda; Insecta; Hymenoptera; Agaonidae
Exons: 9
Coding region: 55-1521 (488 amino acids)
Source: RefSeq, a predicted model, not a curated record
UUCAUAUGUGUAAAUACAAUAGUAUUUUAGGGGCAUAAAAACACUUUAUAGUCAAUGGCGAGCUUAGAAAGUGACUCAUCUAGCUUUCACAGACCGUUAACAAUGCUCGAACAACUUCUUGAUGAAAUCAACUUUCAGAGAACAAAAGAAAUGCGACAGAUACUCAAAGACGAUUCAGGAUUUGUUAUGUUGCAAGGAAUGACUUACUGGACAGACUUGUUUGUACGCCAUUUCUUGUUUCAAACAGAACACAUAGUAGACGGCGAUGACCUUCUAUUUUUUGUCCGUAAAAAACAUAUUAAGAAAUCAUCAAAAUAUUUGCCAAAAUUUGAGACCGAAGUGGAUGUUUUUCGUAAAGAUAGUAAAAAGCUACCAAUUGGAGAUCCGGAUAUUGAUUGGGAAGAAACAGUUUAUUUAAAUCUAGUUGUGCACCAAUUCGAUUACACACUUACACUCGCCAUCUGUACUAGAACAAGUCCUAAGGAAUUACAAGUAUUAAAAAGACAUUCUCAAAAAGUAUAUGCAAGUCCAAGUCGUAGACGGAUGGACGCGAAAGGUGAUCUUGAAGAGAUGACAUAUCCUCAUAUCUGCUUUAUGGUAGAUAAUUUCGACGAGGUUUUCUGUGAUAUUUUAGUCAGAGACGGCGAAAUGGUCUGUGUUGAAUUAGUAGCCUCUGAUAGAGAAGGAAUAGUUCAAGGAGUAAUUUUUCUUGGAUCUAUUAGAUACGAUGCAUUGAAGAAAGUUUAUGAUACAAGGUCAAGUCUCAGUGCAAAAAUGGCGCAACGGAUGACUUUCGGACUUUUUUCGGGAUUCACAUCUCAAAGAGUCGAAUUUGUACGAAUGAAAGGACCUCAAGGUAAAGGUCAUGCAGAAAUGGCAGUAACAAAACCGACUGGUUCAGGAGUUGAGACACCAACUUCGGAACCAGGUUAUUGCGCUACAGACAUAUUACGAGAUGCCGAUUGGGACGAUACCGAUGAACUAUUCAUUUAUCGCCAUCAACGCAGAUUGUCUGAUCCUAGUGCCAAUCUCAAUAAUUAUACGCGAGGUGGUUGCUACACAAAACCUGAUGUAAAUAGAACAAAAGCCAGAUCAGAAAACGAGGGUUUGGACUCCAUAGAUAACGGAUUCAGCGAAAUAGAAGCUGGAGACGUACGGGACGGUUAUAUGAACUGUGAGUCUGUGGAUGAGAAGCAACAACAUCAAGAGCAACAUCAACAAGCAAUUGAAAACGAAGUGCCACCCUGCCAAGAAGACGUAGAAGAAAGGCCUAUUCGGGUUAUUUUACGGGCAAUCUAUUGCCUCCACAUCGCGUCACUCCGGACGGCACCGCGAUCUACUAUUGGUGUGAACUCCCUCGAUGUCCCGGCUCUCAGGAAUUGGACGAUGGAGCAUAUAAUCCACUGUGGACAAUGCGGGGGUUCACUCAAACAUUUCACUUUUGGAAAGAAACAAAAAGAACCCAAUCCGUCCCCCUUAAUGCGUUCCUUACCUACAUUACGUUACCAUGGUGGAGCAUAGCUAAAGAUAUACUAGAUCACCGAGAAGGACCCAUAUUAACAUUUUAGUUGAUUCUACAUCUAUAAAUACAAAAUGUGAUGACAUUCGUUUUAUUUCAUUUUGUGAACAUGUCGAAUCUAUGGAACUUGUGUAUUUACGUGUGAAAUAAUUUCAACAAUUAGACAAAAAAUAUGACAAGAUUUUAAU